Zootoca vivipara (common lizard) is the source of this 4826-nucleotide messenger RNA. It is a transcript of the gene RSPO3, whose product is annotated as R-spondin 3. NCBI's taxonomy places the organism in Eukaryota, Metazoa, Chordata, Lepidosauria, Squamata, Lacertidae. The record is from RefSeq and is a predicted model, not a curated record.
CCGAUUGGAGUUUUGCUUUCCACACUUCGACGCGGGCUUCAAAAAUACCCCUAGACUCCCAGAGAGGGAGGAGUAAGUGGGAAGCGCUCUCUCGCUCGCUCUCCCAGGCGGAGUCCGCGAAGGCAGCGGAGGAGAGAAGCUUUGCUCCGACUCCGGCUGUAGCCCAGCUGCGAGGGACGGUCUGAGGGGGCUGCUGCUGCCGUCGUUCGCUCCCCGCGCCGUUGCCUUCCGAAGCUCUCGCCCGCUGGGAACGGAGCCGCUCCUCUAACGCUCCUCGCGGCUGAGGCGCCUCACGCCUAGUGCAGCUGAGGCGGCGCUCCUACUACCCGCGCCUUCCCUCAGAAAGAUGCUGCUGGGCUUCGAGGCGUCUGAGGCGACAGCUCCCAGACAGGUCCGAGGAGCGCGCGCUCAGCCCUGAAGCGGACGGAGAGGGAGGAGCGCUGCCACCGGCUCGCCGGCCCCACAACCACCAUCACCACCAGCAGCAGCCCGGGCUCCUUCCCCGCGCCUCCUCUUGCCUUUCUCUAUGGGGAUCCUCAGCGAAGGGGAGCAGCGCCCAAGAGGAAGGCACACCUGCCCAUGGAGUUACUGACGGGGAACGCCGACCUGUAGUCGGAGCCGGGUGGGAGCGCCCCGCGCCACGACCAACCUUUGCCCAGCCUUCAUAUCGCCCUCUCUUUUUUCCCACCCCACCCCCUCGCAACAUGGUACCUGCCCUGACAUCGACCAGGCGCCUCGCUCCCGGGUUCCCGCCGCUCUCUUUCGCCGUCCUUCCGAGGAGGCUGCCCGGAGGCCAUCGUCGGGGCGACUUGAAAGUGCAAUAAUUAAGAGCCCGCGCGCCGCCGCCGCCGCCGCCGCCAGUGACAUUUGUUGGCUCGCUUGUUUGUAAACAAGAAGGCGCUCGGGAGCCCUUGUCUCCGAGGCAGGUAUCUGCCUCCCUCCCUCCCCACUCCGUCGCCUCGUCUUCCUUCCCCUCCGAAAAGGACGAGAGACGGGAACUUCUUACAGGGUUACUAUGCAAUUGCGACUGGUUUCUUGGGUCUUUAUCACUUUGAACUUGAUGGAAUACGUCGGCAGCCAGCAGAACCCUUCCAGAGUCCGGCGGCAGGGAAUGAAUCUCGAUAUGAGCCAAGAUUGCCAAGGAUGUGCAACAUGUUCCCAGUUCAAUGGAUGUUUAACAUGUAAACCUCGACUCUUUUUUUUCCUGAUGAGGAGUCAAAUUAGAGAGAUAGGGAUGUGUUUUUCAUCCUGCCCCAAUGGAUAUUAUGGACAACGGUACCCAGAAAGAAAUGAGUGUAAAAAAUGUAAAGCUGACUGUGAAACCUGCUUCAAUAAAAAUUUCUGCACAAAGUGUAGAAAUGGGUUUUACUUACACCUUGGAAAGUGCCUUGGAAACUGCCCUGACUGGCUGGAAACCAACAAUCACACUAUGGAAUGCAACAAUAUUGUGCAUUGUAAAGUUAGUGAAUGGAGCCCAUGGGGUCCUUGCAUGAAGAGAGGGAAAACGUGUGGUUUCAAAAGGGGGAAUGAAACGAGGGACAGAGAAAUCUUACAACUUCCUUCUACAAAGGGGAAACCAUGCCCACAUACAACGGAGACAAAAAAAUGUAUUAUACGGAGAAAGAAAUGCCAGACAGGAGAAACAGGAAGAAGAAACAGAGAGGAAAGAAGAAAAAAGCCAAAGACAGAAGAAAGCAAGGAAAACAGGCAGGAAAACAGUGGCCGAGAAUCUAGAAGACAAAACCGAGAACAACGGGACAACAAAAGUAAAACACAGUUGAAGAAAAGAAGAGCACAGGAUAAACAGCAGAAACCAGUAGCCACCAGCACCGUACACUAAAUCACCUUUACACCACUGUUUUAAGACUUUUGCUGCUGCUAUUUCCACCAGUUCUCUGAGGCUGGUGCUCCCCAAUUAAGCCACAAGUGGACAAUACUUCCAGUUAUUCUUAAAUCUCAAAUGACAUUCCAAAUAAUUCCUAUUAUAUUCUUCAUGCAGUCAAUAGUUUAUUCAAGAGACUGACAUGAGCCAAGAUUUCUUUUUUAAGUAAAAGAAAAACCCUUUAAAUGGGAUACUUUCAAACUGUUAUAUUAUAUGCUUCCAUGCAUCUCUAAGAGGCAAUUUAAAAGUUUUGUAUAUAAUUAUCAAUAUGGUAUAAGGUAUAGCAAUAUAUUGAAUGACAUCUGCAGGGGGGAGGGAGUCUUUUCCUUUGUAAAAUAUUUUUUCAAUCUAUUGUUUAUGAAGCAAGAGAUAUCUAAGUAAAAUAUACAGUAUCCCUUUGUGCAUAAUUAUAUAUGCUACAUAAGAGUCCAGAGAAAGAGGAAAUCUGCUAAGAGGUGUUGGGAAUCUAAGCUUUGAUGCCGCACAGUCUUAUCAGAACUCAGCUACCUGGUGGUUCCCUGGUUUUCAUCCCAGACUCAUGUGAGAAACUCCCGGCUGAACAGUUUCAGGGCUCUGAAAGCCAAGGGGGUGAAGCAGGGGAGGCAGAAGCCACAUUAAACACACCAGAGACUCUUUUUCUGAAGAACAAGCAAUAGCGCUUAGCUAUACAGCGCUCCUAUCUGCAGGACAGCACAAUAGUUUCUGGUCUAAACCAUGAUUAUACAAGGUGUGCCGUUCUAUCCUUCUUCCUUUUUUUGUAACUCUGUGUAACUUAAAUCAGCAUUUCAAACCUUCCAGUGACUGACAAAUCAUAUUUGUAGGAAAACAAACAAACGAACAAAACACAGAGCGAAUAAAGAACAGAGAAGACAGACCACGUAAAUAUAAUGUCAUUUUGCACUGUUGUUUUCCCCCCCUUUCAUUUUUUUUUUAAAAAUUAAACACUAUCACACAAUCUGCUUUGUAAACAGAGAAAAAGAUGUUCUUUAGAAAUGUGCUAUCUAAUAAACUAAGGCCACUUUACUGAAUCAUGUAUAUUUGUGAGUGGAAUACAUGAGAAUUAAUUAGAAAAAGAAUACUUCUAGAAAAAGGUCUUUAGGAGUCACAAGAAUCCUUAUUCAAGAUAGAUCGUGAACUAACUGGCUGUUUGGGGACUACAACUCCCAUCAUCCCUAGCCAACAGGACCAGUGGUCAGGGAUGAUGGGAAUUGUAGUCCCAAAAAGCUGGAGGACCGAGUUUGGGGAUGCCUGUGCUACACCUUAAUUCUAGUUCCACAUUGUGAGGAGCAGCUGUAUAGUCAUUUAUCAUCUAGAGAAUCGAAACUUUGGCAAAGGGCCCUCCCUACCCAGAUUGUUUUGUGUGUGUAUUCUGCAAUCAUUGAAGCAAUCAUGGUGUAUUAGUGAUACACUUAUGCUAGACUGCUCACACAUCAAUCUACUUCACUAGUUGUUUUGAUAUGCUUCCUCAAGGUUAGUGCAUUAUUGCCAUCUCGAGGGGCACUCAUGUGCUAUAGUGCAACAAAAGUGGGAUGAGAAACAAAUAAAUAUGGUGUGAAAAAUUACAGGAUUUCAGCAAAAUGUUAUGGGAUGUGCCCUGAUCAGAAAUUAAACAGUAUAUUCAUUCUAAAAAAAUUAACAGUACUGAAAACAGUAUCAUAUAUAACUGCCCCAAUGCUGUCCAUAUUCACAUCUUCUCAAUUCACAUAUUCUCAAUUUUAGCAAAACACUUGCCACUCUCUCGGGUAGGUCAGCAUAGCCUCUAACCACCAGCUCUGCAGAACCAUAUAACAAAACAGGUCAUUACUGACAUUGAGUGAACUCAGUAAGAAAACAAGUAUUUGGCCUUCUCCUGCUCUCUCUCCCUAAAAUGGGAGCUUAAUCAAAUGGUCGUAGAAUUGACUAUACAGUUGCUCAUGUCCAUACUACUCUUUAAGUAUGUGAUUUAUGCUGCUCACAUUUGUAGUGGUAGGUAGGUGAAGAAGUAGUCGCUUCUGUGUGAAGCUAUAAUGAGUAACAUUAUCAAUUUUUGGAAUAAAGUGCAAAAACAUGCCAAUGUCGACUGUCACAUUGUCAUUGCCCCUGGCUGCCAGCUCUCCUCACUGCAUUUGUUAAUUAAGCAGUAAGAUAUAACAGAAGGUGGAACACUGCUGAUUAAUGCAUGCCUGGGGGGUGUAGAAAAAAUCCUGUUAUCAUGAAGCUGGUGUCACCCAAAGAGUUCAUCAUUCUGCACCUCAGAAUAGCACCAUCUGGAAUGCCUGUGCUUUGAACAUGGACCUAGAGUCUUAUUUUUUUAUAUCCAUAGGAUGCAAAAAAGAAGAACAAUAUUGCUAACAAUGGACAGAUAAUCCCAUUUCCAUUCCAGCUCAGUUUCCUAUGCGUUCAAUUGUAGGUCUGUUCUGCUGACCCAUAUUUGUGGAUUUUUUUAAAACACUAUUUUGUAUGCACUCUUCCCCUAAAACAUGAAUUUCUCCAUGUACGUUCCCUUAAUAUACACAUGUUUGUGCAGAUUUCUGAACCCAAACUGCACUGCAAAAAUUGGAGAAGUGAUAAAUCCAAUGCAGAUUGGAAACACGGCUAAUAAUGAGUCCAGUUCACUUUAGAAUAUGGACUGAACAAAAUCUCCUCCAUCUCUAUUGUGGUCUCCUAUUUCAACUGGAAAAUGUCACUUUUCAUAGGACUCAGCAAGUGUUUAUCAAUGUUAGACAUGAUUAUGGCAGCUGUGGUAAUUGGAAUGGCCUGCUUGUGUAAGCAGUGUAAUGUAUGAGCAAGAUGCUAGUGGAUCUCAACUGUGGGCAGGUAAAGUGGCUGGUAUCUAUCUCUAGUUCUGAAAUACUACACAGAUGAUUUGGGGAGGGGGGGAGGCAGGAUGAAGUAAUUAUUUGUGAAGCCAGAUACACACCCAUGCCUCUGUACAGAUGCCAAGCAUACUGAAACAAUCCCAAGU